Dreissena polymorpha is the source of this 713-nucleotide messenger RNA. RefSeq lists its product as uncharacterized. Gene Ontology annotation, molecular function: calcium ion binding. Bases 59 to 511 code for a protein of 150 amino acids. Lineage: Eukaryota; Metazoa; Mollusca; Bivalvia; Myida; Dreissenidae. The record is from RefSeq and is a predicted model, not a curated record. The transcript has 6 exons.
AUUUUAAAUCGGCAUUAAACGGUAAGGAGUGUUUCUUUGUCGGUUGGUUUUGGGAUAAAUGAUGCACGUCGUCAUCCUCACCGCUUUAAUAGGCGCCGUAUUCGGUGCGCAACCGCAUUGCGAUGUGGUGCUCCCGCAUGGACACCAGCUGACCGUUAUGGUGGACGGCGGCUUUGCCCGGAUGGACAACAUGCCCCAGGACGGAAAAAUAACAACCGCGGAGUUUGACUACAUCAUCACCCUGGAUGAUAAAAAUAACGACACCUGCGUGAGUUUCGCCGAGUAUCACAACGCGGAGACGCAGGCGCUAUUCUUCGAGAUCAACCAGAAGAUGUACUCGCACUUUGACCCGGAUAAUGAUGAUUGUCUGGACAUCGAUGAAAUGAACGCAGAGUUCCACAAAAUUGAUAAAAACGCCGAUGGUCUUUUGGAGAAGCCCGAAUUCGAACACUACUAUACAACAAUUUUGAGGCAACUGUUCUCCUGCCACGGAAACGGAGGUGGAAAAUAACGCAUUGUGUUGUGUAAUAUUCUCAACUCGAUUAUGACUCCAAAAAUUUAGUUUUAUGUAACCUUUAUUGAGACUGACAUUAAGCCUGGUUGAGUCUGACUUUCCUUUCGAAGUACAUUAUUUUGAUUCUGACUUGAAAUAUUUUGGUUUUUAGUGAUGUAUGUUUGUCGAUAUUGCCAUAAUAAAUGCGAUACAAAAUGCC